Messenger RNA from Culex pipiens pallens (northern house mosquito), 6836 nucleotides. RefSeq lists its product as uncharacterized. Gene Ontology annotation, molecular function: DNA-binding transcription activator activity, RNA polymerase II-specific; RNA polymerase II transcription regulatory region sequence-specific DNA binding. The transcript has 13 exons. NCBI's taxonomy places the organism in Eukaryota, Metazoa, Arthropoda, Insecta, Diptera, Culicidae. Gene Ontology annotation, biological process: positive regulation of transcription by RNA polymerase II. The coding region runs from base 2703 to 5594 and encodes 963 amino acids. Gene Ontology annotation, cellular component: nucleus; cytoplasm. The record is from RefSeq and is a predicted model, not a curated record.
CGAGCGUACGGAACGAGCGUCUGAACACGAGAGAGUGUCACGUCACACGUCUGUGGUUUUCGCGGUUUUUCGUUGAAGUUAGUGAGGUGAGACAGCGCGCGAUCGGGGAUGACCCACAAGUGCCCUUACGCGCGUGUUACGCGGUGAAGACCUGCAGAACUUGCUGCAGUGACCUCGCCUGGGAAGGAAGCCGAGGUGUGAUUUUUUUUUCGAGGGGCGACAAGACCUGUGAAGUUUGGUGAAGUUCAGCGUUGCGAGGUGGAUAAGCAAACAGAAGGUUUGGAAGGUCUGGAAGAAGUGGUUCAGGAAACGAGUUCCGCUAGUGAUACCUUUGAGGGGUGAACCUUGUGCGCAAGUGUGAAGAGGUUGUCCGGUGACGAAACUGAAGUUUUGAGGAAGAUCGGUGCAGUGAUCCCGGGCACUGGAUAAGCCCACUCUCUGCUGAAACAGCCGCGCUCGAUCGCCGUCAAGAAGUGCAGCAAGAAGUGACUGUACAACGAUCUGUCGGGUAGUAUGCUAAUGAGUUGCGUUCGACAAGUCAAUAAAUUAUGAACAACUCAAAGGAGUCAUAGCUCAUGACGCAGAAAUCUUGGAGGUUCUCGAGUUGCGUUGGUUGACCGCUGAAGUCCGCGUGUUGUGCAAGCGGUUCGGCCGAAGGAGGUAGUUCAACAGAGAAACGUCUUAGAAAACAGUGUGAUAUAACACCCCUAAACGGCGGCAAAAUCGCCUUUCGGCAGCAACUGCAACUGGAUAAUGAGCUUGCGAAAAGUGGCCGUCCGUACAAUAGUGACAAAUUGCUAAAAGUAGCUGGGCAAUUGCACCCGCAGAAGAUCGCAGUGUUUUUUCGGACAUCUUCCGGGGAGCGCUAAGCUGCGUGAAGUUCAACCCCCCGCGUAAUGAUCAAUUGUGUGUUAAUUACCUGAUUAACCCAAAACCAUCGCCACCAGCAUCAGCAGCAACACUUGUUUGCAGUCCAAAAACUCCAAACUAAACUUAAAGAACGGGUCCUUCCCCGGGUCCGCUUUGACUUAUGACUCGCCGCUGAAAGAGCAACUGGAAAGCAAGCGAAAAAAAAAGAGCUGCAUGGAAGUCAGUUGUUGCAAAACCGGCCCCCGGUUUGCAGACCUUCGUGAAGAACUCUUCUACUGCCGUUGAUUUUUCUUUCCAAAAGACCUCGCGGGGAUUGUCGGCUGUGUGUGUGUGCGCGCGAAGAUAUGUGAAAAGCGCGAUUUCAGAAAAGAAAUCCAGUUUUCGAGGGAGGAGCGGCCACACCCUCGUACUCCUCUUUCUGCAAGAGGGAUCCCCACGGUUCUGCGAGCAAGCGCCGACGAAGAUCAAUUUCGCCAGGCGGAGACCUCUCCGCAGGAACCCUCAGAGGAACCGGCCUCUUUGGCAACCUUUUUAAAGUUGCUUUUUUUUGCUUGCCUUCUACUUGGAGCUUGACUUUGGUGGUAUUGGUUUGCGAUCUGAGCCAGUGUUGGUGAUUUUUCUGUUGAUGUUGUUCCAAAGGGGGGGCACAUUCUUUGGCCGCUGAUUUAUGCAUGCUCAAAAUAAGGCGCAUUUUAGCGACUCGACCAGAAGUGCCUGCUCAACAACGCCACACAUGGUCAGGACCGGUUCCGCGGCGGACACUACGGCUUGCGAGAGUUGAGCUAUCCAGACCCCGGACUGCGGUGGACCCCUCGGAAGAACUUCAAGGUUGAAAACCUAGCUGUGAAAAGUGAGCGAAACUUUGUGAAACUUGAAAAAAUCGUGAAACAUAACCUCAAAAUCGACGAAGAAAGUGAAAAAGGAAGAAUAUCAUCUCAAAUUGCUUGUGCGUCACAAAGGUUUUUUUUUUUUCUAAGUAGCUAAAUUUCAAUGAUGAGCCAAAAUUAACAUACCAAGACACCCCUUACGAACCAACAUUAGAAGCAGCAGGAGCUUGCAAUUAAUUUUCGACGUACCAACAGAGAAAGAAACGGUUUUGACCAACGAAAAAAAAAAAUGAGAAGCAAAACUAGUUGCAGCGGUUAGUGCGUGUGUAAAUCUGUUUUAUACCGAGUUUUAUCCAUCCGGGUGCCCCGGAAAGUGUGGUUAAAGUUGGGGCUGAAAUCCGCACCGACCCAAAGGAAUUAAGUAAUUCUGCUCAUCACUCAAGGAUACUGAACGAGCUGAAAUAAUAAAGGGGAUGUAACCGACGAAAUAAAAUCGAUCGCCAAAAACUUCAAUCUCGAUGACUUAGAUACACAAACAACUCUUAUCAUAAAACGCAGCAACAAUAUCGACAAAGAGAGAGAGAGACGAGCCAGAUUACGCACCAAAGGGACCAAGAAAUGCCACCCGGCCACCAUCUGGCCAUGACCGACACACAACGGGCCAGCCUCCCGGGAAGAGGCUCUGCCGGUGCAAUCUAAAGAUAAUCUUCGCGCAAUCGAGAGUGAACCAGUUGUAAUAACAGUGCAACCUUCCGGAGCCCUCCGGAGUUGCAGGUUAUUGUGCAGCUGCACCCAUUUCCCCCAACCCCCCCAACGACGACGGUGACGACGACGUGAAAGUGACCCAAAUCGGUGUUCUUAUGAGCGUCGUUCCGGACAACGACGCCGACCACGGACCCUACAACGAGACCCCAGCUGGAACGGUACGAGGAACCGAGGCCACAGGAAGGUGGUGGCGGGGGUGGAGGCACCCUAAGACGACGAGGGAGUGGCUGCGGCAGCAAGAUGAGUACAAAUUCACCCGGAACGCCGAAAAAGUGUCGGCUCAUACUGCAGCAGUGUCUGGCCAUCCAGCUGACCAAGCCGGGCCAUCCGCCGGAAGAUUUCUGGAUGUACGAUAGCGGCUACACGAUCUUUCAGAACUUCCUCUCGGCGAACCUGCAGUGCUGGUGGAAUGCCCCGCUGGCGGCCGCCACCAAGGUACUGCGCUACCUUGGCCACAUCUCGCCCGGGAUGCUGCUGAUAACGGCCGAACCGUGCGCCCUCGAGAUCAUCCGGAGUGCGUACGCGCGCAGCGUCCUCAAACCGCCGGCCACCUAUCUGAUCUGCUCCGUCGGUGACAUUGACGACUGCAUCGUGACGCCGAUCGUGCAGACGCAGUUCACGCCCCUCACCGAGGCCCUCUGCGACGUCAUCAUGGAGCUCACGUCCCAGGGCCAGUCGGCGACGGUCGAGCACAUCCGGACGCGGCUGCGGAGCAGAUUCACGCACAUGCAGCAACCUUCGGUGGAGGUGAUUUACGACACGCUUGUACAGCUGAUGCAGGAGAUCAAGAUCUACCAAACAUCCAAGGGUUACUUCAUCGUCACGCCCGAAAAACGACGUAGCAAGUCGAAACCGAACGAGUACAACAGCUUUGCAAGUGCGAGCGACGAAUCCACCCAUCCGCCCCAGAAGGAGUCCAAGACGAUGCUGAUGAGCAGCCACGAGGCGUUGCGUUCGCUGUACGGCGAGAUCUCGACGGAGCGGGACGGCGACCUGACGCACCAGUGCAUCCAGACGAACCUGGCUGACGUGAUCUGCGGCGGCAACCCGAACGACAAGAUCCUGUACGCGAGAACCGGCAGCGGAGGUGGGAUCAGUGGUGGGAGUAGCAGCAAGCAGCGCAGCGCAUCGUUGGCCGGUAGCCAUAAGACGCUGGAGCGAAGGCACAGCUUGCGGAUCUUCGGGUCUUCCAAGCGACUGCAGCGAUCGGCUUCGACGCGGAGCCUGUCCAAGAACUACGCCCAGACCAUAUCGAAGGAUACGAGCGCAGCAGCGGGGAGCUCGUCGAGCUCGGAGAACCAGUCCAAUUGUGAUACGAAAAAACAAGCGUCUUCCCAAUCGCUGCUGUCGAGGAUCUUCCGGCGAAGCACCCGAUCCAAGAGUAAAACGAAACAGAUCGAGACGUACUCGGCGCAGUUUCCACCGCCCGAGUGGUUCAACUCCAAGACGACCCAUCUGCACAGCGUCGGCACCCAAACCAUGGACUAUCUGGACAUGCCGAUCAAGUCCCGCCUGACAAACUCGACGUUCUACGACAGCUCGGACGUGAGCCAGCGAUCGCUGUCCCUCCCGCGACGACGCCACCACCGGCGAAACCUGUCCAGCGAGUCGACGUUCUUCAUCUCGUCGCGGGACUGUUCGCCGGUUCGUCGGGGCAAGUCACCCUCGUACUACUGCGGCAGUUUGCCCCGAUCGAUCCACUCGACGCCGGCGAGUUCCGGCUACUACAAGGUGUCCCGCAGCAAGCAGCAGCUGUCGUCGUCGGAAAGGCUGCACAGCAACAGCCAGCACAAGAUCGAGAGCGGCAAGCAGUCGUCGGGCAGUCGAGUCGGCAGCGGUCCGUCCAGCAUCGAUAGCGGCAAGAUGACGUACAUCACGUCGGGGCCGUCCAGUUUCGACAGUGAAAAGCUGUCUUCGACGCGGACGAGCACGCACUCGAGUCUGGAGUCGCACGUGUCAGCUGCGACGGUGACCACGACGAUCCAGCAGCAGUCGACGACGUCGAGCUACUUCAUCGCGAACGACAUGAAGCCUUCGUACGUGAGCGCGGGUUCGGGAUCGAAGGAUCGGCCACCGCCAGCUCCAGCGGUGACGACCACCACGAGCAGCGGAAGCAGCGGAUCAUCCAAGACCAACAAUAACCACAACCAAUACAAGGGGUUUGAAACCACCUUCGGGUACAAUAAACAGGCCAUCAACACUAGCACAAAUAACAAUCAUAGCAAUAGUAGUAGCAACCAUCUUGUUAAGAACUCAAAUGCACUUUGUAAUGAAGCCAUUACGAAUAACGGCAUUUUAAGGUUAGACACCGACCAGCCGUCCACGAACGGCCAGGACGGGCCCCGGCACGAUCAGCUGUCGGCGCUCAACGAAACCCUGCUAAACUUUAAACUCCACGCCGACUCCGGACCCCCAGACCUGCACGAGCUCAACCGCUACAACAAAAACAUCCAAGCCAACCAGGAAAACACUCCCAUGAACAACAGCAAAACGUUGCCAUCGACGCCUCCAGUACAACCGGCCAAUUUUUUCUACAAAAACGUCCUCAAGAACAUCCAGCACGACGCCAAGAACAUCUGCGGGGACCUCGCCACGGACAAGGACUUCCUGCCCGAGCACGACCACCAAUCAAACCUGCGUCGAUCCAACUCCGAAAUCAAAAAGCUCAACUCCAACCCAACCCCCCACAACAACAACCCCUCCUCCCCGGAAAAGAUCAGCGGCCUAAUCGUAAUGAAGAAGAGCCUCUCCGUCUCCAGCGAACCCAACCUGGCGAACCAACUCCAGGAAACGACCACCACCAACAAAAUCACCAUCCUGCUCAAAGACACCGACAAACCCAACAACUCGGACCGCCGCUUCUCCUUCCAAAGCAAGGACGAUCCCAUGAUCGACGAGAUCUACUGUGACUUCCCCUCGCUGACGGACCUGAGCUUCAACUUCACAUCCCUAGCGGCCCAGAAGAUCCUGCAAGGGCGGGACGCCAGCCUCAACUCCAUCGACACCCUCGUCGAGCUGAACAUCAACCAGGAAAAGCAGCAAACCAUCAUGAAGCUGAAGCACGAUGCCGCCCGGAUGCUGGGCCAGCAGGACGCCGGCGCGGAAACAAAGCCCGACUACGGAGUGGUGUGAGCCGCGACGCGGCCAAACAAACUGUACAUUAAACCCAAGUAUAAGUGCCAAUAUCUUAACGAAACGAACAUUUAUCUGUAAUUAUAUAGCGACCUUUGCUAAGUAUUAUUCACGUACACGCUAUUAUAUAGUUGAAUCUGUUAAUUAAUUAUAUUAUAUUAACGACCUAAGCGAUCUGAGCAGAAGACGAACAUUUGGAGGAUUUUUAAACUUUGUAAAACUAUUACUCGUUACGGAAAAAUCGAACAUUUACUCAACUGUGGUAACAACCUUCUACAAUGAAAAAGAAACUUAAUGGCCUACAAUCACUUAGCUUAGAAAAUUUCACUUAGCUUAGGAAUUUGAAUCAAUGGAAAUGAAGCCGAGCUUCUACAAUGGAAAAGUAAUCAAAUUAGAAACUGACGUAUGGUUUGAAAAAUUUCAAAAUCUACGGUAAGUUGACGUUUCAAUAUCAAAGGUAAACAAACAACUGCAUAGCAACGUAUAUCAGCCCAGCAAAAUUUCUAAGUUGAUUGUGGAAGACGGCCGUAAGUUGCGUACUUUCCUAAGUAACUACUUUACUUAGAUGUUCUAAGCUAAGUGAUUGUAGAUAGGCCAUAACACGUACUUACACCUGUAGGGAUUAUCGGUUGCAGGAUUGAAUAUGUAAUAAAUUAUUAAAUGAGUAUUUAUUAUAAGAUUGAUAUAAUUCAUAAAUAAGAGUUAAGAGCGCAACAAAAAGUGCGCACCUUCAUGAAUAUUGCCUUGUUAGCUGAUUGUGGAUUGAGUGCGAGAGCGCGCUAGCGAGCUGCGAGAGAGAACAACGAGUGAGAAAACAACGAGAUGCGCGCGGCCGGCGAAAGGGAGAAUGAAGAUUGUCAAAUCAGUUUUGUGGUUAAUUUCUGUGGAAUAAGACGUGUUGUUUGUUAAUUGCAAAAUAUCUGUGUUUUUAUUAUAAAAGAAAGUCCCCGAUCACGACAAUGGCACAGUCCGGUAAGUCGAACCUUUUGAUUCAUGAAAGAUCAUUUGUUUUGCUUGAAUUGUUGUGUUGUGAAAUCCAACAGUUUUGUUUACCUGCCAGGAUACAGGUCCAAAGUUUCGCUUUGUUGUUUUGCCUGUGUUUUGAAACAGGUAGAUUUUUGCUUGAACUUGUUAUUUGAAAUUGAUAAAAGGCAUAAAACUAUCUGCGAUAAUUGACGGUCUUGAAUUUAAUGAAUGAUUUGCUUGUUGUUGUGAUAUUGGCAACGAAUGUUUUGUUUUGAA